UGGCCUCUCGAGCGGAGACGCGCGGGGCGCCGAGUGGCCGACGCGGUGUCCGCUGGCGAGGCGGGCGGUCGUCCUGUCUUUGUACACCCGAAUCCCUCCUUUGCCGCCUUCUCGCUGCCACAGCUUCCCGGGACGAUGGUGCCCCGCCUGCUGCUGCUGCGCGCCUGGCCCCGGGGCCCUGCGGCUGGCCCGGGAGCCCCCAGCCGGCCCCUCAGCGCCGGCCCCGGGCCGGGCUCUUACCUGCAGCGCAGCAUCGUGCCCACCAUGCACUACCAGGACAGCCUGCCCAGGCUGCCUAUUCCCAAACUUGAAGACACCAUUAGGAGAUACCUGAGUGCCCAGAAGCCUCUCCUGGAUGACAGCCAGUUCAGGAAAACAGAACAAUUCUGUAAGAGUUUUGAAAACGGAAUUGGAAAAGAACUGCACAAGCAGCUGGUUGCCCAAGACAAGCGGAAUAAACACACGAGCUACAUCUCAGGCCCCUGGUUUGAUAUGUACUUAACUGCUCGAGACUCCGUUGUUCUGAACUUUAAUCCAUUUAUGGCCUUCAAUCCUGACCCCAAACCCGAGUAUAACGACCAGCUCACCCGGGCGACCAACAUGACCGUUUCUGCCAUCCGGUUUCUGAAGACGCUCCGGGCUGGCCUACUGGAGCCGGAAGUGUUCCACCUGAACCCUGCCAGAAGCGACACCAACACCUUCAAGAGACUCAUACGCUUCGUGCCUUCCUCUCUGUCCUGGUACGGGGCCUACUUGGUCAACGCAUAUCCCCUGGAUAUGUCCCAAUAUUUCCGGCUUUUCAACUCCACGCGUUUACCCAAACCCGGUCGGGAUGAACUCUUUACAGAUGAAAAGGCUAGACACCUCCUGGUUCUAAGAAAGGGAAAUUUCUAUGUCUUCGAUGUCCUGGAUGAAAAUGGGGACAUGCUGAGCCCCUCAGAAAUCCAGGCACAUCUGAAGUACAUUCUCUCGGACAGCAGCCCAGUCCCCGACUUUCCCCUGGCGUAUCUGACCAGCGAGAACCGGGACGUCUGGGCAGAGCUCCGGCAGGAGCUGGCGACUGGCAGCAAUGAGGAGGCCCUGAGCAAAGUGGACUCUGCCGUGUUCUGCCUCUGCCUCGAUGACUUCGCCAUCAGGGACCUUGUCCACCUGUCCCACAGCAUGCUGCAUGGCGACGGCACUAACCGCUGGUUUGAUAAGUCCUUCAACCUCAUCCUGGCCAAGGACGGCACCGCUGCCGUCCACUUUGAGCACGCCUGGGGAGAUGGUGUGGCGGUGCUCAGGUUUUUUAACGAGGUCUUUAAAGACAGCACGCAGACUCCUGCCAUCACUCCGCAGAGCCAGCCGGCCACCCUUGACUCCGCGGCGGCCGUGCAGAAGCUCAGCUUCGAGCUGAGUGAUGCCCUGAAGGCCGGCAUCAGCGCUGCCAGAGAGAAGUUUGAGGCCACCGUGAGAACCCUCACCAUCGACUGCAUGCAGUUUCAGAGGGGAGGCAAGGAGUUCUUGAAGAAGCAGAAGCUGAGCCCGGACGCGGUGGCCCAGCUGGCCUUCCAGAUGGCCUUCCUGCGGCAGUACGGGCGGACGGUGGCCACCUACGAGUCGUGCAGCACCGCGGCGUUCAAGCACGGCCGCACCGAGACCAUUCGGCCCGCGUCCGUCUUCACCAAGAGGUGCUCCGAGGCCUUCGUCAGGGAGCCCUCAAAGCACAGCGCCGGCGAGCUGCAGCAGAUGGUGGCCGCCUGCUCCAAGUACCACGGCCAGCUGACCAGAGAAGCGGCAAUGGGCCAGGGCUUUGACCGACACCUGUUUGCUCUGCGGUGCCUGGCAGCAGCCAAGGGGAUCGUCUUGCCUGAGCUCUACCUGGACCCUGCGUACGGGCAGAUAAACCACAACAUCCUGUCCACCAGCACGCUGAGCAGCCCGGCCGUGAGCCUGGGGGGCUUUGCCCCUGUGGUCCCUGAUGGCUUUGGUGUUGGGUAUGCCGUCCAUGACAACUGGAUAGGCUGCAAUGUCUCCGCCUACCCGCACCGCAAUGCCCGCGAGUUCCUCCAGUGUGUUGAGAAGUCUUUAGAAGACAUGUUUGAUGCCUUAGAAGGCAAAUCCCUCAGAACCUAGCCCGGGGCAGGUGGAGCGCCUCCACUGCUUCCUCAUGCUGAAAAUGGGGACCUGUGCACCCGGUGGGUGCUGUCCUGGGCCUAAUGAAGGUGAUCGUCAGGGGCCUGGGCCUCCAGAGCCGCAGGCCUGAGCUUUAAAAUCAUGGAUUUAAAGCGAGCAUGUGAUUUCCAAGUGGGACUCGAUGAGGAGAGGGUUCAGUUUGAAGAGCGUUUGAUCAGGAGCUAGGGUUUGGGACGAUAACUCAGGUGCUUUUAUUAUUUAAGCAGAAAUAAAUGUGGCUGCUGCUUGGAGAGGAGUCCUCGUCAUUGCCUCCCUCUGGUGGCCUUGUGUCCAUGGAGGACCUGCCCACAGAAGGCUCAGGAGGUUCAGGGAGCCGCGCCGUCUUCAGGUGCCGUCCUGUCCGCGGCCUGGCCCGGUCCCGCCCCUGCUGCCAGGGAUGCGCUGCUGCUGCUCCGUCCGCCCUGGAGGCCGUGCCCCUGGCUUAGGGAAGUGCCACUGUCCUGUCGCCUGGCAGUGUUUGCGGUCCCCAGCUGUGGCUGAGGGUGGGAGGCGUGACUCUUCACACCUUGCACUGAGGAACCCAUGUCACCGAGUGGACCGCACACAGACGGUUCCUCACCAGUUCACUGUCAAAACCCUGCCGUAACGUGAAAGAGUGCUUUUAUCACUGCUGAAAAGGAAGGGGUCUCAUUGGUGUCUAAUUUGCCAUUAGUUUGCAUUCCCAGUGGCUUCCCAGCCAGUUGUCGGUACAGCUGGGAUUUUUUAAAAUGUGUAUUUAUUAUUUACUUGAACAGUAAUUACAGAAGGUGGGUGGAGUUAGGGAGUGGGAGGGAGAUCGUCCAUCUGCUGGUUCACUCCCAACAGCUGCUGGGGCUGAGCCAAGCUGAAGCCAGGAACCAGGAACUCCAUCUGGGUCUCCCACGUGGGUGCAGAGGCCGAAGUAAUAGGACCGUCCUCCACUGCUUCCCCAGGUGCACUAGCAGGGAGUUGGAUUGGAAGUAGAGCAGCCAGGACUAGAACUGGUGCUCAGAUGGGACGCCGGUGUUACAGACCUGCUGUGCCACAAUGCCAGCCCCAACAGCUGGGAUUUGAAUUCUGGAAUGACUAGGUGACAGAGUACUUUCAAUGCUUUACUUCAUUUAAUCUUCCUUAUAGGGGUCGGCACCGUGGUGCACUAGGUUGAUCCUCCGCCUGCGGUGCCAGCAUCUCAUAUGGGCGCUGGGUUCUAUAGUCCCGGUUGCUCCUCUUCCAGUGCAGCUCUCUGCUGUGGCCCGGGAGUGCAGUGGAAGAUGGCCCAAGUGCUUGGGUCUCGCACCCGCAUGGGAGACCAGGAGGAAGCACCUGGCUGCUGGCUUUGGAUUGGUGCAGCUCUGGCCGUAGUGGCCACUUGGGGAAUGAAGCAACGGAAGGAAGACCUUUCUCUCUGUCUCUCUCUCUCUCACUGUAUCUUUGCCUG
Lepus europaeus (European hare) is the source of this 3571-nucleotide messenger RNA. RefSeq names its product carnitine palmitoyltransferase 2 (gene CPT2). Gene Ontology annotation, molecular function: carnitine O-palmitoyltransferase activity. The transcript is spliced from 5 exons. Gene Ontology annotation, cellular component: mitochondrion. NCBI's taxonomy places the organism in Eukaryota, Metazoa, Chordata, Mammalia, Lagomorpha, Leporidae. Bases 136 to 2115 code for a protein of 659 amino acids. Gene Ontology annotation, biological process: fatty acid beta-oxidation. The record is from RefSeq and is a predicted model, not a curated record.